AGAUGAUGAACCAGAGAAAAAGAAAGCCAAGACUGAGAAUCAGCCACAAACUUCAGCAAUGCCUGCAGCUGUACCUGGGGCCAUACCAAUGAUGCCUAUGAUGCCUGUGCCGGGAAUGCCAGUUCCUCCAGGCUUCCCUCAAAUGCCCUUUGUUCAGCCAAUGCCAGGUGCACCACACAUGCCACCUGUCGCAUUUCCAGGUCAGCUUCCUGUUCACAUGCAGAUUCCUGGCAUGCCAAUCCCACCACACGGAGUGCACCCAAACACUGUCCCACCAACCAGCACAGCUACUGCCCCUGGUCAACCUCAACUUCAAAAAGGUCCUGUUAUUGGGCCUCAGGUACCCAAUACCAAACCCCUCUUCCCUGCUGCACAGAAUGUAAAUGGAGCUGCAAAAUCCAGUGCUUCAUCUGGCCCUGUGGGUGCUGACUUCAAACCACUUCUUUCAACGGCCACAGCCACGAGUUAUCAAAGCCCACCAGUCACAUCAACUGGUAAACCAGUUGUACCACCUCCUACUUCUGCUCCUGUUGUUACCAAGCCUGCUACCAUAGUUGCACCAGGAGCAACAAGCCGUUUGGUUCAUCCUGAUGAAGAUAUUUCACUGGAAGAACGACGGGCAUCACAUCCUAAAUAUGCACCAAAGACACCCAGUCUCCCAUCAUCUAACCCUGUUACUAUGGUUAGUGCCCCUCCUAUGCAGAUGCAGGCACCUGGAAGUCAUCCAAGCAUUGCUCCAAUGCCUCUGAUGGCCAACUUGCCACAACCCCCUAUUUCCAUGUCAUCAGCACCCACAGGGCCACCACAAGGAGGGCCUUCUCAGGGAGGACCUAUACAUGGAGGGCCAGGAGGACCCAUUCCCAGGGGCCCUGGAAUGGGCCCACCUGGAAUGCGGCCACCUGGAUUUCCACCCCACAUGCCUGGGCCACCACCACAUCAACAAGGAAUGCCACCAGGGAUGCCACCAAGGCUUGGUCCACCUGGCAACUUCUCAGGACCACCAUCUCUCAUGGGGGCACCUCCUGGCCCAGGAGGGCCUCCUCGUGGACCUCCCCCAAGAGGAGGACCAGGACUUCUUGGGCCACACCCUGGCGGUAGGCCACCUAUGAGAUUACCUAUGGGUGCACCUAGACGAUUUUAAGAUUGUAAAAUUAAUUCAACUAGGAUUUUUCAGAAAUGCCAGAUAAAUGUUUCAUCUGAGGGAUAGCUGCAUGGCAUAUCAUACUACUUGUUUUUGUAUAGUUAUUCAUUCAUAUAGUUAGUCAUUUUCUGACCCCAUGCUUACGUUAUCAAGACUCAGAUGUUGAAAGC
Messenger RNA from Pocillopora verrucosa, 1311 nucleotides. NCBI's taxonomy places the organism in Eukaryota, Metazoa, Cnidaria, Anthozoa, Scleractinia, Pocilloporidae. The record is from RefSeq and is a predicted model, not a curated record.